Messenger RNA from Caenorhabditis briggsae, 225 nucleotides. The record is from RefSeq and is a predicted model, not a curated record. NCBI's taxonomy places the organism in Eukaryota, Metazoa, Nematoda, Chromadorea, Rhabditida, Rhabditidae. The transcript is spliced from 4 exons. The coding region runs from base 1 to 225 and encodes 74 amino acids.
AUGGAUGUCGAGAAGCAGGCCAAGCCUCAAUUGAUUUAUACUCCCACAAAUACACUGAAAGAGCGAUUUUUGGAGUUUCUCGACUACUAUUUCGGACCGCUCAAAUUAUAUCUCUUCUCCUAUCCGAUGCCCGAUGGAUUGUGGGAUAAUCGGAAGUUGAGACUGAAAGCGAGCGGAGUUCAAGUGAUUCCACGUGCCGAACCGGAUCCAUUGUCGAUCGACUGA